AUGUCGCAGCUCCCACCACCACCGCCCCCAGGCUGGGGACCUCCUCCUCCUCCUCCUCCUCCAUCUUCAUCGCUUCCUCCUCCUCCUUCUACGCCGGCGCCGCCGCCACCGGGAUAUCGACCUCCUACCGAUCCUCAGGUUGCGAAGUUUGCACAGAAGAAGAAAGAAUGGAUUAGAUCUCAGCGCAAUCGCUUCGGCGAAAAGCGCAAGGGAGGGUUUGUGCAGACACAGAAGGCCGACAUGCCGCCUGAGCAUCUCCGGAAGAUUGUCAAGGAUAUUGGUGAUGUUUCGCAGAAGAAAUAUACGAACGAUAAACGAAGUUAUCUCGGAGCCCUCAAAUUUAUGCCACAUGCGGUGUUGAAGCUCCUCGAAAACAUGCCCAUGCCUUGGGAGUCGGCUCGUGAGGUCAAAGUGCUCUACCAUGUCAAUGGAUGCCUGACUCUUGUCAACGAGAUUCCCCGAGUCAUUGAACCUGUCUUCUUCGCGCAAUGGGCCAUGAUGUGGACGUUUAUGCGAAAGGAGAAAGCCGAUAGACGACUAUUCAAGCGCAUGCGAUUCCCACCCUUUGAUGACGAGGAACCUCCGCUGUCGUGGGCCGAGAAUUUGGAAGAUGUUGAGCCUCUCGAACCAAUUCAGAUGGAACUCGACGAAGAGGACGAUGAAGCCGUGUACGAAUGGUUUUACGACCACAGACCCCUUCUUGACACACCGCACGUGAAUGGGCCAAGCUACAAGUCAUGGAACAUGACACUCCCCCAGAUGGCGACUCUGUUCCGUCUGAGCCGUCCUCUUGUAUCCGACGUUGUCGACAAGAACUACUUCUAUCUCUUCGACCUUAAGAGUUUGUUAUCAGCCAAGGCUCUUAAUGUCGCCCUUCCAGGUGGUCCUCGCUUUGAACCGCUGUAUAAGGACAUCGACCCCAACGACGAGGAUUUCGGCGAGUUCAAUGCCAUCGACCGCAUCAUUUUCCGAAACCCCAUCCGAACCGAGUUCCGAGUUGCUUACCCGUACCUUUAUAAUUCGUUGCCGAGAAGUGUUCACCUCUCAUGGCACUCACAUCCUCAAGUUGUAUUCAACCGAGCAGAUGAUCCUGAUCUGCCGACGUUCCAUUUCGAUCGCCGUAUCAACCCCAUAUCCUCACGAACCGUCGCACCCAAGAAUGUUGAAGUUUCUCACGAGGAUGAAAUAUUUGGUGCUGGUAACAUCGAAGAGCCCGAAGAGGACGCUUUCGAACUGCCUGCCGGAGUUGAGCCAUUCCUUGCCGAUGAGGACAUUGAGAAUGAGGACACAUCAUCCGCCGUUGACCUUUGGUGGGCGCCUUACCCCUUUGACAGGCGAUCCGGACGCAUGGUUCGAGCACAAGACGUACCGCUCGUAAAACAGUGGUACCUUGAGCAUCCCCCCUCUGAUCGACCUCCUGUCAAGGUCCGAGUGUCGUAUCAGAAGCUUCUCAAGAACUUUGUUCUCAACGAGCUUCACAAGAAGAAGCCCAAGGCACAGAACAAACAGAAUUUGUUGCGAUCCCUCAAGCAAACCAAGUUCUUCCAGCAGACUACCAUCGACUGGGUCGAGGCUGGUCUGCAGGUCUGUCGCCAGGGUUUCAACAUGCUUAAUCUCCUCAUCCACCGCAAGAACUUGACUUAUCUUCACCUGGAUUACAACUUUAAUUUGAAACCUGUCAAGACCUUGACUACCAAGGAGCGCAAGAAGUCCCGUUUCGGAAACGCUUUCCACCUGAUGCGUGAGAUCUUGAGAUUGACAAAGCUUAUUGUUGAUGCUCAGGUGCAGUACAGACUGGGCAACAUCGACGCCUUCCAGCUGGCUGAUGGUAUUCUGUACGCAUUCAACCACGUUGGUCAGCUAACGGGUAUGUACCGAUACAAGUAUAAGCUGAUGCACCAAAUCCGAACUUGCAAGGACUUGAAGCAUCUGAUCUACUACCGAUUCAACUCUGGUCCUGUCGGUAAGGGCCCAGGUUGCGGUUUCUGGGCGCCCGCCUGGAGAGUUUGGCUUUUCUUCAUGCGAGGUAUCAUUCCUCUGCUUGAGAGAUGGCUUGGAAACCUGCUGUCUCGUCAGUUUGAAGGUAGACACAGCAAGGGCGUUGCUAAGACUGUUACCAAACAGCGUGUGGAAUCUCACUUCGAUUUGGAACUUCGAGCAUCUGUCAUGGCUGAUCUCAUGGACAUGAUGCCCGAGGGUAUCAAGCAGAACAAGGUCAACACCGUUCUCCAGCAUCUAUCUGAGGCCUGGAGAUGUUGGAAGAGCAACAUUCCUUGGAAGGUCCCUGGCCUGCCUGCACCCAUUGAGAACAUUAUUCUCCGUUAUGUCAAGUCUAAGGCAGAUUGGUGGAUUUCAGUCGCCCACUAUAACCGUGAGCGUAUUCGACGAGGAGCCACUGUCGACAAGACCAUUGCGAAGAAGAACGUCGGUCGCUUGACACGACUUUGGCUUAAGGCUGAGCAGGAACGUCAGCACAACCACAUGAAGGACGGUCCAUAUGUUUCUUCGGAGGAAGCCGUUGCUAUUUACACUACCACUGUGCACUGGCUCGAGUCCCGCAAGUUCUCACCCAUUCCCUUCCCCAGCGUUUCUUACAAGCACGACACCAAAAUCCUCAUUCUAGCCCUUGAACGUCUGAGGGAAGCUUAUUCGGUUAAGGGCCGCCUCAACCAGAGCCAAAGAGAAGAGCUAGCUUUGAUCGAAGAGGCUUACGAUAGUCCUGGUACCACAUUGGAACGUAUCAAGCGUUUCCUGCUCACGCAGCGAGCUUUCAAGGAAGUCAACAUUGAUAUGAACGACAACUACAGCACGAUCAACCCUGUUUAUGACAUUCAACCUGUGGAGAAGAUUAGUGAUGCUUACCUGGACCAGUACCUGUGGUAUCAAGCAGACCAGCGACAUCUUUUCCCUGCCUGGAUCAAGCCCUCAGACUCUGAAGUCCCGCCCCUUCUUGUCUACAAGUGGGCUCAAGGCAUCAACAACCUUGAUGGUGUCUGGCAGACUGAGAACGGCGAAUGCAAUGUCAUGAUUGAAACAGAGCUAUCUAAGGUGUAUGAGAAGAUGGAGCUUACACUUCUCAACUCCCUCCUUAGGUUGAUUAUGGACCACAACUUGGCGGAUUAUAUCACAGCCAAGAACAACGUUCAACUUACUUACAAGGACAUGAACCAUGUCAACAGUUAUGGUAUGAUCCGUGGUCUCCAAUUCUCGGCAUUUGUGUUCCAAUUUUACGGUCUGGUCUUGGAUCUUCUUCUUCUUGGACCUCAGCGAGCCAGUGAGAUUGCCGGUCCUCCUCAGAGCCCCAACGACUUUUUGCAGUUCCGUGAUCGCGAGACCGAGUCAAGCCACCCCAUCCGACUUUACACUCGCUACAUUGACAAGAUCUGGAUUCUGCUUCGAUUUACUGCCGAGGAAUCUAGGGAUCUCAUCCAACGAUUCCUUACUGAGCAACCUGAUCCUAACUUUGAGAAUGUUAUUGGAUAUAAGAGCAAGAAAUGCUGGCCCAGAGAUUCUCGCAUGCGCUUGAUGCGUCAUGAUGUUAACCUUGGACGCGCUGUCUUCUGGGACAUGAAGAACCGACUUCCCCGAUCAGUUACAACGAUCGAAUGGGACGACAGCUUCGUUAGUGUCUACAGUCGUGACAACCCUAACUUGUUGUUUUCUAUGUGCGGUUUCGAGGUUCGCAUCCUUCCCAAGAUUCGAAACCAAAACGAGGAGUUCCCCGUCAAAGACAGCGUUUGGUCUCUUGUUGACAACACUACCAAGGAGAAGACAGCCCACGCUUUCCUGCAAGUCACCGAGGAGGAUAUUGCGAAGUUCAACAACCGCAUUCGACAGAUUCUCAUGUCUUCUGGUUCUACAACAUUCACCAAGAUUGCGAACAAGUGGAACACUGCGUUGAUCGCCCUCUUCACCUACUACCGUGAAGCCGCUGUUUCCACAGUCGACCUGCUUGAUACCAUUGUCAAGUGUGAGACCAAGAUUCAGACCCGAGUCAAGAUCGGCCUGAACUCCAAGAUGCCUUCUCGUUUCCCUCCUGCUGUCUUCUAUACCCCCAAGGAACUUGGAGGUCUUGGUAUGAUUUCCGGUUCUCACAUUUUGAUUCCUGCCAGUGAUAAGCGCUGGUCGAAGCAAACCGAUACCGGCGUCACUCAUUACAGGGCAGGAAUGACCCACGAUGAGGAGACCCUCAUUCCAAAUAUUUUCCGAUACAUCAUUCCUUGGGAGGCUGAGUUCAUUGAUUCUCAGCGUGUCUGGACUGAGUAUUCUCAGAAACGACUUGAAGCCAAUCAGCAGAAUCGUCGUCUUACUCUUGAGGAUCUUGAGGACAGCUGGGACCGUGGUCUUCCUCGAAUCAACACCUUGUUCCAAAAGGACCGAAGCACCCUGAGCUUCGACAAGGGUUUCCGAGCACGAGCUGAAUUCAAGAUCUAUCAAUUGAUGAAGAAUAAUCCUUUCUGGUGGACUAGUCAGCGUCAUGACGGAAAAUUGUGGAACCUGAAUGCGUACCGAACCGAUGUCAUCCAAGCGUUGGGUGGUGUUGAGACCAUUCUUGAACACACUCUCUUCAAAGCAACAGGAUUUCCAUCAUGGGAAGGCCUUUUCUGGGAGAAGGCGAGUGGCUUCGAAGAAAGCAUGAAGUUCAAGAAGUUGACCAACGCUCAACGUUCGGGUUUGAACCAAAUUCCUAACCGUCGCUUCACACUGUGGUGGUCACCCACCAUCAACAGAGCCAACGUCUACGUCGGUUUCCAAGUCCAGCUCGAUUUGACAGGUAUUUUCUUGCACGGAAAGAUUCCUACGCUCAAGAUUUCUUUAAUUCAGAUCUUCCGAGCACAUUUGUGGCAGAAGAUCCAUGAGUCCGUUGUCAUGGAUCUUUGUCAGGUGUUUGAUCAGGAACUGGAAUCUUUGGGCAUUGAAACUGUUCAGAAGGAGACAAUCCAUCCUCGAAAGUCGUACAAGAUGAACAGUUCUUGCGCCGAUAUCCUUCUGUUCUCUAACCACAAGUGGAAUGUUACUCGGCCAUCUUUGCUCUACGACACCAAGGACGUGAUUGAGCAGACAACCACCAACAAAUUCUGGAUCGACGUCCAGCUCCGAUACGGCGAUUACGACUCUCAUGACAUUGAACGAUACACGCGUGCCAAGUACCUUGACUACACUACUGACAGUGCCAGUAUCUACCCUUCUGCCACUGGUCUCAUGGUUGGAAUCGAUCUUGCCUACAACUUGUACUCCGCCUACGGCAUGUACUUCCCUGGCUUGAAGGUUCUCGUCCAGCAGGCAAUGGCCAAGAUUAUGAAGGCCAACCCUGCUCUGUAUGUCCUGCGUGAGCGUAUUCGAAAGGGUCUUCAGCUUUACGCGUCCGAGAGCAACCAAGAAUUCUUGAACUCCCAGAACUACUCCGAGCUAUUCAGCAACCAGACACAGUUGUUCAUUGACGAUACCAAUGUUUACCGUGUUACUAUCCACAAGACGUUCGAGGGUAACUUGACCACCAAGCCCAUCAACGGUGCCAUCUUCAUCUUCAACCCGCGAACUGGCCAGCUGUUCCUUAAGGUCAUCCACACUAGUGUUUGGGCAGGACAAAAGCGUCUUGGUCAACUCGCCAAAUGGAAGACUGCUGAAGAAGUUGCUGCUCUCAUCCGCUCAUUGCCCGUGGAGGAGCAGCCCAAGCAACUGAUUGUGACAAGAAAGGGUCUCCUAGAUCCCCUUGAAGUCCACUUGCUUGACUUCCCCAACAUCUCCAUCAGAGCAUCUGAGCUUCAGCUUCCUUUCCAGGCAGCUAUGAAGAUUGAGAAGCUUGGUGACCUGAUCCUGCGUUCUACCGCACCUCAGAUGGUGCUUUUCAACCUGUACGAUGAGUGGCUGAAGAGCAUUUCUUCUUACACUGCCUUCUCUCGUCUUGUUCUUAUCCUGCGUGCACUCCACGUCAACCCUGACAAGACGAAGCUCAUUCUCCGUCCUGACAAGACGGUUAUCACACAAGAGCAUCAUAUCUGGCCGUCACUGCCGGAUGAGGAGUGGAUCAAGGUUGAAACGCAGCUCCGAGAUCUUAUCCUGAAUGACUACGGAAAGAAGAACAAUGUCAACGUUUCAGGUCUGACAACCAGCGAGGUGCGAGACAUUAUCUUGGGUAUGGAGAUUUCAGCACCUUCCAUGCAACGACAACAGGCUGCCGAGAUCGAGAAACAGCAGCAGGAACAGGCGCAGUUGACGGCUGUCACAACCAAGACACAGAACGUUCACGGAGAGGAGAUUAUUGUGACUACCACAUCGCAGUUUGAACAGCAAACCUUUGCUUCCAAGACCGAGUGGCGAACACGGGCCAUUGCUACAUCCAACUUGCGCACACGAGCGAAGAACAUCUACGUCUCGUCUGUCGACAACGAUCUUGACGAUAUUACCUAUGUCAUGCCCAACAACAUUCUGAAGCGCUUCAUCACCAUUGCAGAUCUCAGAGUGCAGGUGGCUGGCUACUUGUACGGUUCCUCAGCGCCCGACAACGAUCAGGUGAAGGAGAUCAAGUGUAUCGUCAUGAUCCCACAGGUUGGUGGACUACGCAAUGUCCAGCUGCCACAGCAGCUCCCUCAGAGCGAGUUCCUCGAAGGCAUGGAGCCUCUCGGUGUCAUCCAUACUGUCUCUGGUAGCGAGUUGCCUUACAUGUCUGCUAUGGAUGUUACUGAACACUCCAAACUUCUCGAUGCCCAUAAUGAGUGGGAUAAGACGAACACUGUGACGGUCUCAGUGGCAUUCACACCGGGCAGCGUGUCUCUGUCAGCUUGGGGACUUACACCAGCUGGCUACAAGUGGGGAGCUGAGAACAAGGAUACGCAGAGCGACCAGCCGCAGGGCUUCACUACAACAAUGGGCGAGAAGCGCAAGCUGCUGCUCAGCCCGCGGUUCAGAGGAUUCUUCUUGGUGCCGGAUGAUGGCAAGUGGAACUACAGUUUCAUGGGUAACGCGUUCAAUGGCAUGGAGAAGAAGCCGGUCCAUGUUAAGCUGGAUACGCCGCUACCAUUCUACAGCGAUCAGCAUCGGCCUGUGCAUUUCCACAGCUUUGCAGAACUGGAGGAUAUUUGGGUGGAUCGAUCGGAUAACUUUGCUUAA
Fusarium coffeatum is the source of this 7110-nucleotide messenger RNA. RefSeq lists its product as uncharacterized. Gene Ontology annotation, cellular component: catalytic step 2 spliceosome; U5 snRNP. The transcript has 2 exons. The record is from RefSeq and is a predicted model, not a curated record. Lineage: Eukaryota; Fungi; Ascomycota; Sordariomycetes; Hypocreales; Nectriaceae. Gene Ontology annotation, biological process: spliceosomal tri-snRNP complex assembly; mRNA splicing, via spliceosome. Bases 1 to 7110 code for a protein of 2369 amino acids. Gene Ontology annotation, molecular function: U1 snRNA binding; U6 snRNA binding; U2 snRNA binding.